AAAGCCAAGAACGAACAAAAUACCCGUGGCAUACAGGUUUUCACACCGAGUCAUCAAUACUUGGAACCUGCUGCCUGAAGCAGUGGUGUCCGCACCUUCAAUUGACUCUUUCAAGAGAAGACUGGACACUCACAGAAGCAUACUAGAAAAGGAACAACAUAGGCCGUAGGCCCUCUAUCCUUACUACACAAAUCUGAAUCUGAAUCUGAAACCGAGUUUCACCGCGCUAAUUGAGGACUGAGCGUCGUUCAAGAUGUUAGCAUACUCCUACCAAUGUAGAUUACUUUCUACGCGACUGAUUGCUAGAAGUAUUGUACCAAUUUGUCGCCCUAUCACUCAGGAUCAUGCCUUGAAUUCUAAUAAACUUGGAACUGCACCAGCUGUUCAGAGAACCGGUCUGUUACCAUCAUAUCACUGGACAUUUGAACGUAUUCUAGCUGCAAGCAUGUUGCCAUUAUAUCCAGUCGCACUAUAUAUGGAUACCCCUAUGAUGGAUUUUAUAGUAGUGACUGCUGUUUCCAUGCAUUCCUACUGGGGAUUUGACGGUGUCAUCAAAGACUAUGCAUUUGAACGUCGUUAUGGUCCUGCACUGAUGCCUAUAUUACGCACAUUAUGGAAAGUUAUGGCUGGUUGCGGUUAUGCUGGUCUUUUAUAUUUCAAUUUUAAUGACAUAGGAUUUAUUUCAGCCGUGAAAAAACUAUGGGCUUUGUGAAAAUAUUUUUAGUUCCAUUGCUUUGACUUCUCAUUCUGAUAUUUUUAAGACUGCUUAGAUUAUUUGGGUAAUAACUUAUAACCACCAACUUCUUUUAUGUAUUAGCAUGUUGUCCUUUAAUACCCAAAUCUAACAUGGAACUGAUUUUUAAUAAAUAUGUCUGAUUAUAUGAA
Messenger RNA from Schistosoma mattheei, 885 nucleotides. The record is from the annotation of a GenBank genome assembly. Lineage: Eukaryota; Metazoa; Platyhelminthes; Trematoda; Strigeidida; Schistosomatidae.